Scutellospora calospora is the source of this 188-nucleotide messenger RNA. NCBI's taxonomy places the organism in Eukaryota, Fungi, Glomeromycota, Glomeromycetes, Diversisporales, Gigasporaceae. The record is from the annotation of a GenBank genome assembly.
AAAAUAUAGAAGAAGAUAAGGAAAAACUAGAAGAUUUAGUUAAUAAAAAUUUGAUAAGCUUAGAAGUUAGAAAUUUAAUCUUUUUGUUUUCCAAGUUAAAGUUCAAUGAAUUUUUAUAUUUAAAUGAAGAGGUUAUACAUAGAAAUAAGGAUUUUGAUAUUAAUGAUCUUAUUAAUAAUUUAGAUUAA